Aegilops tauschii subsp. strangulata is the source of this 1496-nucleotide messenger RNA. Its product is annotated as farnesyl pyrophosphate synthase. Gene Ontology annotation, cellular component: cytoplasm. NCBI's taxonomy places the organism in Eukaryota, Viridiplantae, Streptophyta, Magnoliopsida, Poales, Poaceae. The record is from RefSeq and is a predicted model, not a curated record. Gene Ontology annotation, biological process: trans, trans-farnesyl diphosphate biosynthetic process. Gene Ontology annotation, molecular function: (2E,6E)-farnesyl diphosphate synthase activity; dimethylallyltranstransferase activity.
AAAAUACUGGCCAGUGCUCCGAGCUCCAUACCAUCGCGAUCUCCACCCAUCAUCCGUCGCCGUCGCAGCCCCGCCCCUAAAAUAGUCCCGCGCCCCUCGCAGCCGCCACCCGCCAUCCGCCCCCCUCCUCUCUCCCAGCGCAGCCGUACUGAGGUCACUCUCCCUCCCUCCCUCUCGGCCGAUUUACUCCCUCCUCGGCUGCCCUGCCCUCCCCUGUUUGAGGCAAUGGCGGCGGCGGCGGUGAACGGCGGGGGCGGGGAGAACAAGGCGGCGUUCGCGCGGAUCUACGACGCGCUCAAGGCGGAGCUGCUCAGGGACCCCGCCUUCGAGUACACGGAGUCGUCGCGCCAGUGGAUCGACCGCAUGCUGGACUACAAUGUACUGGGAGGAAAGUGCAACCGUGGGCUCUCCGUGGUCGACAGCUAUAAGCUGUUGAAAGGCGUCGAUGUUCUUACUGAGGAGGAGAUGUUUCUUGCCUCCACUCUCGGUUGGUGCAUUGAAUGGCUUCAAGCCUUCUUUCUUGUGCUCGAUGAUAUCAUGGACGACUCCCACACUCGACGUGGGCAGCCUUGUUGGUUUAGGGUGUCUCAGGUUGGCUUGAUUGCUGUAAAUGAUGGGAUUCUCCUUCGCAACCAUAUUUCGAGAAUGCUUCGGCUCCACUUUAAGAAGAAGCCUUACUAUGCCGAUCUCCUUGAUUUAUUCAACGAGGUUGAGUUCAAGACAGCUUCUGGUCAAAUGCUGGACCUUAUUACAACCCACGAGGGAGAAAAAGAUCUAACGAAAUAUAACAUUGGAGUCCACCGCCGAAUUGUUCAAUUCAAGACAGCCUACUAUUCAUUUUAUCUGCCGGUUGCAUGUGCGCUGCUACUCUCCGGCGAGAGUUUGGAGAACUACAGUGCUGUAGAGAACAUACUUGUUGAGAUGGGAACUUACUUCCAAGUUCAGGAUGAUUAUCUAGACUGUUAUGGUGAUCCUGAAUUUAUUGGCAAGAUUGGCACCGACAUUGAAGAUUACAAGUGCUCCUGGCUAGUUGUCCAAGCUCUUGAGCGUGCUGAUGAGAGCCAAAAGAGCAUUCUAUUUGAAAACUAUGGAAAGAAAGAUCCAGCAUGCGUGGCAAAAGUGAAGGAUCUCUACAAAGAACUUAACCUUGAGGCGGUAUUCCAUGAGUACGAGAGCGAGAGCUACAAGAAGCUGAUUGCUGAUAUCGAAGCCCAGCCGAGCGUUGCCGUUCAGAAGGUUCUGAAGUCCUUCUUGCACAAGAUCUACAUGAGGCAGAAGUAGGGGGUGUCUCUUGGGCAGGAAAUAUGUUCCAUUGUGGCAUGUUUGAUAGAUGACCAGUGGUGUUGAUUUUAUGGUUUAGUGCUUCAUGUUGUAUGUUGCGCCUUGCUGCUCCCAGUAAUAAUAAUGAUGCAAGGCGCUAUUUUGGGUUUGAUGGACCGCUUUGGUGUAGACGACUGAUGGUUCUGUAAUGUGCACCCUGCCCUUUCGUUUGGUCU